UAAAAUAAAAACGCGAUCGACACGAAACUCGCGGAGAGGAAAUCAAAUAGUUUUUCCAUAGCUCGCACUAUGAAGUUUCCGAAGUGAUGUCGAGAACGAAGGCCGCGGACUGAAAUUACUAGUUGCGGAGGAGCACGCGAAAACAACUGGCAGACGACGAAGGAACGAGGGGGGGCGCACGCAAGUCCAAGAUGGCGUCCACUCAAGAGGAAGAGCAGAGCUUGCGCGAAUGCGAGCUUUACGUGCAGAAGCACAACAUCCAGAAGCUCCUGAAAGACUGCAUCGUUCAACUAUGCGUGAGCAGGCCGGAGAACCCGAUAUCUUUCCUGCGGGACUACUUCGCACGCCUGGAAAAGGAGGCGGCCACAAGAGCCAAGCAGCAGCAGCUCUCGCCCAUGGCGACGACACCUCCGUGCGAGGAGAAGGAGGAUGAGCUGUCACCACUGCCCGUGCCGCCCCAGCGGAGCAGGCGCGGGGCGGUCAGUGCCGAGACCUACUCUGAGGAGGACGCCACAUCUUACGUCAAAAAGAUGGUGCCCAAGGACUAUAAGACUAUGGCGGCACUUUCGAAGGCCAUUGAGAAGAAUGUCCUGUUCUCACACUUGGACGACAAUGAGCGGAGCGACAUCUUCGACGCCAUGUUCCCCGUGGUUCAUAAAGCGGGCGAGGUGAUCAUCCAGCAGGGAGACGAGGGAGACAACUUUUACGUCAUCGACCAAGGGGAAGUGGAUGUAUACGUCAAUGGACAGCAUGUCACCACAAUUGCGGAAAAUGGCAGCUUUGGAGAGCUGGCCCUCAUUUACGGAACACCUCGGGCAGCCACAGUCAAGGCCAAGACAGACGUGAAGCUCUGGGCCAUUGACCGAGACACGUACAGAAGAAUUUUGAUGGGAAGCACCAUUCGCAAACGCAAGAUGUACGAAGCAUUUCUUAGCAAAGUCUCCAUUCUGGAGAGCCUCGACAAGUGGGAGCGACUCACAGUGGCUGACGCGCUCGAGCCUGUCACAUUCAACGAUGGCGACAUCAUUGUGGAACAAGGCAUGCCCGGCGACGACUUCUUCAUUAUUGAAGAGGGUUCAGCAUCAGUGUUGCAGAGACGAUCUGAGAACGAGCCACAGGAAGAGGUUGGCAGGCUUGGCCCCUCUGAUUACUUUGGUGAGAUCGCGCUGCUGCUGGACCGGCCGCGGGCGGCCACAGUGGUGUCGCGUGGGCCUCUCAAGUGUGUCAAGCUCGACCGGUCUCGCUUUGAGCGCGUGCUGGGACCCUGCGCCGAGAUCCUCAAGCGCAACAUGACCCACUACAACAGCCUCAUAUCCCUCUCGGUGUAGGGGGGCAAUGAUCGAUAUCUGGCGGCUGUUUCACAAGGAAAAAAAAAAGAAAAAGGUAGCAAGUGGCAUCGCAGAAGAACAGAAGUUGCCAACCUGUUUUCUCACUUUUGCAAAUGGCUUAAAAGCACCAGAAACCAUGCUGCGCCCCCAAACUCCUUCUCGUCGUCUGCAAACUUUAGUGCCGCCUGAUCCUUCGUUCUUUAUCUGCCCUGCCUCCGAACCAGAACUUUCCCCACUUGUGUCUUCGUGCGACUAGCUGAUGUCGUAAGGGCUUGAGAGACACUGGGAACGACUUGCUUCUCAAAUUGUUUUAUUUCUUUUCCUGCAUGCUUCUACGCAUUCUAUUGGCUACACGGUAAGCCAGGACGUGGUAUGAGCCACAAGUCAUCUUCAGCGCAGUGUGUGCCAAGAGCAGCAACUUUUAGUUCAUAUCCUGCUGUCAGUAUUUUGCCUUGAACUUAGAACAUGGGCUUCAUUGUUUUGCUAGGAUUACAACAAAAAUUAUGAAAAAGGGCUCGUAUCGGCUUGGAUAUUAGCUUCUCUGCAACGUGUGUAAAUGCACAAGUCGCUGCUGUGUGUGUAUAAAAUUGUCAGACUCCGAUAGCUACACUAUGUCAACAGACUGUGCUGUACGACAAAAUUAUUGUUACUGCAUGGCUAAAUAUUUCGCGGGCGUGAACUUCCUCCCACUCUCCCUUGCAUUGUCCUUCUCCAUUGUUCUCUCCCAAACCUUGUAUGGCCACAUGAAAGAGGAGCUCAGAAAAGAAGGUUCAGAAAGAGAAAUUAGUGGAAAAGAGAGCAGUCGAGUACCGUCUCGCCAGUUGCAGCGUUUCUUUUAAUUCGCACACUCACCUGCGACUUGCGCUAUUUCCUCAAGUGAUUUUGUUGCUGUUGUUUUACUUGUACAUAGAACUAGCUGUUGUAUAUGUUUUUGAGGCACAAAGAGAUGCAUGCGGCUUCCACGGCCUUUGGGAAGUUUGUCAUCUACGGAAAGAAUGGAAUCUUUUUUUUGUUUUGCUCCUCUAAAAGAGCAGGUUGACUACCCCACUUUUUAUUAGCUUUGCAUGUGCUUGUUUUGUGCCCCCCUUUAUUUCACUCGUGUGCAUGUGUGUGUGUGCGUGCAAGUGUUGGAGAAGACAACCAGUUCUCCAGAGCUUCUUUUACCUGCAUUGCAAGCUGCAGCCAGCCUUCUUUCUGUGCAUUUUUCUGUCAUUCUCGGCAGUGGCCAGUUGUGUUAUAGAUUUCCACUUAGUGACUCUAGUCAUGGUUGUCCCUUCUCGUGUAGUGUCGUGUCGGCGUGCGUCGUCACUUGCACACAGAGCAAGAAAUACGUAGGAGGAGAACCAUCCAUUUGGCACCGGUGUGAAUGGGCAAAUGAACUCCUAAAGAUUUUACUCCUUUUGUGGUGCAAGUUUGUUUAUCAAGGGUGUACUCAAUGGGUUAACACCUGAAAGGGUUAAAAUUCACACACAUAACUGGUGAAGCAGCAUUUUAAAGGAGAAAAACACAAGAAAAGGUGUCGAAGGAGAAGCAUCGAUGAAAGCGAUCUGGUGAAACAAGUGUGGGUUCGCAAUGACUUGCCCGAUUGCCAUGAUGAUGGAGUCAGUUGUCCGAUUUUCAGUCACUAGCUCACCUCAGUGCUGACCCAGCCCAUUUGUGACAUUAUAUGGCCAUGCUUCUGAAUGGAUCUCUCCUCCUAAAUUAUUCUUGCCUGGCGGUUGCUAUUAAAGGGAGUAGCUUUUUCAUGCCCCGUUAUGAAGGACCCAUCGUGGAAGUCCUUUGUGGCAGUGAUCUGUGGGAGUUGUCUCAGUAUCAGACUCGACCGGCACCUUCGGUCUGGCUCUGCUAGGCAGCUCAUAUUUGCCCCCGCCGGUGACACCGCAACUUUGUGCCUAGUUGCUUUUGCUGAAGGCUCAAUCGACCAGCCAUAGUCUGUUUCAGCGCACCAAAAUGUUUUUGUGUGCAGAUAGCUGUGUCUAGUUUAGUCGCACACCGUACGAAGGAACUGAUUUAGUUAGCUGUCUCGACUUUCAUUUUCCUUUUGUACCUCUGAUAAUGGUCACCUCGAUGCAGUAAACGCUUCGAAAGCAAUCUUAUCCUCCAGAUGCAGUGUUUUGUUGUUUUUUUAGUGCACAUGGCAUUGUAUCAAGGAUGUUAGCUUUCGUAGCACAUGCAAUUUGUACUCCCAGAAAAAUGCACACCACCUCCGUGCCAUGGAGGUAGCCAAUGUCCUUUCGGGCAGUGCUGCAUGUGUGCCCCGUGUUCUUAGCCGGGCGCAUGACGUCCUGGGUAUUUCAGGGUAGCAGGGCCAUACAGUGCGUCGCUGUGCAUUGUCGCAAAGGCAUACCCUUUGUCGCCCUCAAAUUAAAUGCUAGUAGUAGUGCUGGGGGGGCUGCUGCCACUGUCAGCGUUGUCAAGAAUAGCCCGCAGUUUCCAUCAUCUCCAUUGAGGUGAGGUGUCUUUGGUACUUAAAAGAUACGGCCGUGGCAUAGCAUUUUGUCACAGAGUAACUGUGAUGCAGUUAGGGCUGUCAACGAGGGGCACGCUUGGCAUGACAUGCCAAUAGAAAAAUGUGUUCUUCGCAUUUGCGUUCUGGACAGAAUGAAGAAUCUGACAAUUUCAGCAUUUGAGGGCGACACCAGUAAAGUCUUCAACAUCUGGCAAGUGGCUCCCUUCUUUUUUUUUCUGAAUGACGCACACCGCGGUCUCUCUCUCUCUCGCCAAUGCGUUUCCAGUAACACCGCAUUUCUAACAAGCCAACGGCGGGUCCUUUUGAGACAAGAUUUGUACUGUCCACGUGCAAGCGUCCGUGAUGGGAAAGGAUAUCGGAGUUGCUUGGACGCGUCUUGCAGCUGGUGACAUGCGUGGCUGGCUCUGAAUUUUGUGGAACCGUAUUGCACCUGCGGCCCGGUAGCAUGUAAAGGGCCUCAUCAGAAAUUGUUACAGCUGCUGUCGUAUUUGCAGCCGCAGCUAAUGUCGUCACCUCGGAGCAGUGACAGCAUCGGCCUCUUGCCUCUCCACUUGUCAACAAUUAAGGUGCUCCUUCAAGAGCUGUGAACAAUCUUUUGAAGGAGCAUCUUACUUGUCGACAUCUUCCUCUUUUCCAUGUGGCUCGAAAUUAAGAAUUUUUUUUUUUUUUUGUUAGGACGGCUGGCAGACUUGUCACGGCGGAGUACCAAGAGCCAUGCAUUCCACUGGCUGCAACACGAGUACAUGCUUUCGAUUGGGGUUUCUUGCAGAUGCCCCAAGACCUAUCCUGUCAGGAACGGCAUUGUGUUUUUAUGGUUGAAAUGUGCGCUUACUCCCGUUUCACUUGUCUUUUUUUAAAAUAUGUAUGUAUACAUUCUUGCGUGCCGUUUCGUGUUUGAAAACGUAGGCUUGGCUUUUUGCUUUAUCCUGUUGCAAUCCUUCCUCUUCCUCCCGCAACCCGACCUGUUUGUUGCAAAGCCCCUGAACAGCGUUUUUUUUUUGGACAAAUGUUCGGAGACAUGCAGAACAUUUUGUUGUUAGAGUAAAGAAACAAAAGUGGUAUCAAUAAAAAAAAUUGUUU
Messenger RNA from Dermacentor silvarum, 4878 nucleotides. RefSeq names its product cAMP-dependent protein kinase regulatory subunit (gene Pka-R1). Gene Ontology annotation, molecular function: cAMP-dependent protein kinase regulator activity. The record is from RefSeq and is a predicted model, not a curated record. Gene Ontology annotation, biological process: regulation of protein phosphorylation. Gene Ontology annotation, cellular component: cAMP-dependent protein kinase complex. The coding region runs from base 192 to 1328 and encodes 378 amino acids. The transcript has 11 exons. Lineage: Eukaryota; Metazoa; Arthropoda; Arachnida; Ixodida; Ixodidae.